AUGCUGAAUUUUUGGCUGGUGUUUCAGGUCCUAACUAUCCUGGCUGCUUGUGCUGGCGUUCAUGCCAUGGAUGCAUCAGUGGAUACUUGGAGCUACUUCUACACUCAUCUGAUGUCCAUAUGGCUAAACAGGUUUUACAUCUACUCUUGUGCGGCUUUUGGCAUCGGUAUUUGGAUCUGCUUUCAGUUCAUUGCCACCAAAGCCAAAAAGCAGGAUGAAAAAUCCACCGAGAAGCUAACUCCAUCUAAAGUAACACAAGAUGUGCUAAUAAAUGGAUAUACAAUGCCAAAGACGAAGGAGGUUUAUGUUGCUGGGGUGAAGGUUUUCUAUGGCUCUCAGACUGGCACUGCUAAGGGAUUUGCAACAAUUCUUGCUGAAGCUAUUCUCUCCCUUAAUUUGCCUGCAGAAAUCAUUAACAUGAGAGACUAUGAUCCCGAUGAUUGUCUAGCCGAAGAGGCAAUCAGCAAAAAUAUUUGUGUGUUUCUGGUUGCUACCUACACUGAUGGACAGCCAACUGAAAAUGCAGCAUGGUUCUGCAAAUGGUUAGAAGAGGCUGUGAAUGACUUUAGGUUUGGCAAAACCUAUCUGAAAGGCAUGAGAUACGCUGUGUUUGGCUUGGGAAAUUCAGUAUAUGUGGACCACUACAACACGGUUGGAAAAAACAUUGACAAAUGGCUGUGGAUGCUUAGUGCUAGUCGUGUCAUGACUCGUGCGGAGGGGGACUGUAAUGUAGCCAAAAGCAAGCACGGCAGCAUCGAGGCUGACUUCAGUGCUUGGAAGGCCAGGUUCCUCGCUAGGCUCCAGGCACUUUACAAAGGGGAGAAGAAGCCCUGUAGCGGAAAGUGUAAGAAAGGCAAGUGCAAAUCCAAAGGGAAGAAGAGCAAGGAGGGAUCGGAUCAUGAGCAAAGGGUGUCAGAGCAGGAGAACACUGAGGUGGAGGAUUUAUUUGAAACCACCAGUGAGGAGGAGUCGGGCGCUGAGGAAGAUGGAAGCCGUAACUCUGUCAUUGAUGUCGAAGAUCUGGGCAAAAUUAUGGGUCACAUGAAGAAGGCCAAGAAAGAAUGUGAACUUGAGGAAGAAGCUGGCAGGACAGGUCCAUCUCAGCAGAGCAGUGGGAAAAAUGAGGAGAGUGAAAGGAGGGAGAUGAUCACUCCAGGUCUUAGAGAUGCACUUACAAAACAAGGUUACAAAUUGAUUGGAAGCCAUUCCGGUGUGAAGCUUUGUCGGUGGACAAAGUCGAUGCUGCGAGGUAGAGGAGGCUGCUACAAACACACCUUUUAUGGCAUUGAAAGUCACCGCUGCAUGGAGACCACACCAAGCCUGGCUUGUGCAAACAAAUGUGUGUUUUGCUGGAGGCAUCAUACAAAUCCAGUGGGCACAGAAUGGCGGUGGAAAAUGGACCAACCCGAAAUGAUCUUGCGGGAGGCCAUUGAAAACCACCAGAGCUUGAUCAAGCAAUUUAAAGGUGUGCCAGGAGUGAGAGUAGAUCGCUUUGAAGAAGGGAUGGUGGUGAAACACUGUGCGCUGUCUCUGGUGGGAGAGCCAAUUAUGUACCCAGAAAUCAACACGUUCUUAAAACUGCUGCACCGGCACAACAUCUCCAGCUUCCUGGUUACAAAUGCACAGUUCCCUGUGGAGAUUAGGAACCUUGAGCCAGUAACGCAGCUGUAUGUCAGCGUGGAUGCUAGCACCAAAGAAAGCCUGAAGAAAAUUGACCGUCCCCUCUUCAAGGAUUUCUGGCAAAGGUUUCUAGACAGUUUAAAGGCCUUGGCUGAAAAGCAACAGCGCACAGUGUAUAGACUGACACUGGUGAAAGCUUGGAACGUGGAUGAACUCAAAGCCUAUGCUGAGCUGGUGUCCCUUGGUAAACCAGACUUCAUCGAAGUUAAGGGAGUGACGUACUGCGGUGAAAGCUCGGCCAGCAACUUAACCAUGGCCAAUGUCCCCUGGCACGAAGAGGUGGUGCAUUUCGUCCGGGAGUUGGCUGACCUGAUUCCAGACUAUGACAUCGCGUGUGAACAUGAACACUCAAACUGCCUCCUGAUAGCUCACAAAAAGUUCAAGAUCGAUGGAGAAUGGUGCACGUGGAUCGAUUAUGAUCGUUUUCAGGAGCUGGUCCAGGAGUAUGAAAAUAGCAGGGGAUCAAAGACCUUCACCGCAGCAGAUUACAUAGCCAAAACACCACACUGGGCAGUGUUUGGCUCCAGAGAGAGGGGCUUUGAUCCUUUGGACACUAGAUUUCAACGAAAGAACAAAACAAAGGACAUCUCAGGGUGUUGA
Messenger RNA from Emys orbicularis (European pond turtle), 2280 nucleotides. Its product is annotated as S-adenosyl-L-methionine-dependent tRNA 4-demethylwyosine synthase TYW1-like. Lineage: Eukaryota; Metazoa; Chordata; Testudines; Emydidae. Bases 1 to 2280 code for a protein of 759 amino acids. Gene Ontology annotation, biological process: wybutosine biosynthetic process. The transcript has 16 exons. The record is from RefSeq and is a predicted model, not a curated record. Gene Ontology annotation, molecular function: FMN binding; 4 iron, 4 sulfur cluster binding; catalytic activity.